Messenger RNA from Lucilia cuprina (Australian sheep blowfly), 8457 nucleotides. It is a transcript of the gene Dscam2, whose product is annotated as Down syndrome cell adhesion molecule-like protein Dscam2. Gene Ontology annotation, cellular component: plasma membrane; axon. The transcript is spliced from 22 exons. Gene Ontology annotation, biological process: axon guidance; cell-cell adhesion. Gene Ontology annotation, molecular function: protein binding. NCBI's taxonomy places the organism in Eukaryota, Metazoa, Arthropoda, Insecta, Diptera, Calliphoridae. The record is from RefSeq and is a predicted model, not a curated record. The coding region runs from base 1064 to 7231 and encodes 2055 amino acids.
AAGAUAUCAGUAGCAGUUGGAACUUUGAAGGAAUCGUACGGUUUAACGGAUAAACAUGGAAGUAUUUGGCUGAUUCUAGGAGUGCUAAAGUGAAAGAGAGCAAGAAGUGUGUUAAAACUAAAAAGUGCAUUGUUUAAAUAAAACUCUCAUACUCAGCAAAAAUACAGUUGUUUAUACAAUAACAAAAAGUGUUCAAGAGACGAAAAGAGAAUUAAGGUUUUUUGUUGAUUUUUGUAUUUGGAAAAAAUAAAUAAAUAAAAGCAAUGAGCUGAGAGUGUUUUAAAGAGCCUAAACUAAAAUAACAACGGGCCUAACGAAAUUCAAAAGAGCCACACAAAAGGCGGGAGAGAGAGUAUACAACAAAAAUGUUAUUUUGUAAAUGUCAAGUGUAAUGUCAUCAACAUCUCAAGUUUUCAUUGUUUGUAGAUACUUAGACAUCGCCAAUAACUAUAUAGAUAUAGUGCUUCCAACUGUAAUACAAACGCGUUCGUAUAAAUUUAUCAAUAAAUUUAAAACUCUCUUACACUUACAACUACAAUCAACUACUAAAUAAAAAUCCUUUCGCUAAAACAAAAAGGAUUAAUAUGUGAAAAAUAAUCAAAAUUUGUGAAAAAAUAAAUCAAAAUUAUUAAGCAAUAUUGAUAAAAAAAAAACUUCUUUUAAUCAAAUAACAAAAAGUGCCAAAAUAUAAAAAUGUGUCAAAAUUUUAAAGAAAAAUUUUAAAGAAAUAAGGAAUAUUUAACAAAAACCUCCUUAGAAAAAAUCAAAAAAAAAAAAAAAAAGAAAAAUAUUCUGCCAUGUAUGCAUUUGACUUCCGGAUUACUGCAAUAUUUUCAUAUACAUACACACAAUUUUAAAAUUAAAAACUAGUGCAGUGUUAUUUGAAGAAGAAAAAAAACCUAAAAAUUUUUAAAAAUUUUAAAAUAACUAACAAGUUUCUAGAAAAAAAAUACCAUAAAUUGGAAUUGAAAACCACAAAAAUUAAAUUCACAAAUCUAAAACAUAAAUAAACAAAAGAAAAGAAAAAAAUACAAGGAAAAGCAAGAAAAUCAAAACAAACAUCAUGUGGAUUAGUUGCCAUGCUGUUAUAAUUUUGCUCCUUUUGCAUUCCGAUACUUUGUUGGCGGAAGUCUAUGAAGCACAUUUACGCGGUCCGGGUUUUGUGAUGGAACCGCCGGGUCGUGUUGAAUUUUCAAAUUCCUCUGGCGGCUGGUUGGAUUGCUCAGCUUCGGGCAGUCCUCAGCCGACCAUUGACUGGGUGCAUGCAGACGGUACGGCUGUAACGGAAAUUCAUGGUGUUCGUCGUGUGCUACGCAAUGGUACUUUGGUACUUUUACCAUUUCCUGCAGCUGCAUAUCAUCAAGAUGUGCAUAACACAAUCUAUCGUUGUGUUGCCAGCAAUGGUGUUGGACGCAUUGUAUCCCGAGAUGUGCAAGUCAGAGCUGUCGUUGCACAAGCUUAUAAAGUUGAUGUAGAAGUUUUAUCUGCAUCUCGUGGUUGCACAGCCAUUUUACGUUGUGUAGUGCCAACGUUUGUUAAGGAAUUGGUUCGAGUGGUCUCAUGGGUUCAUGAACCUGCUAUCUACAUAUAUCCAUCAUUACAAGGCGAUGGUAAAUUUCAUUUAUUACCCACCGGUGAAUUACUUAUUCAUAAUCUACAAGAAAGUGAUGAAUCCCAAUCGUUUCGGUGUCGAAGUAUGCAUCGAUUAACACGUCAAGUUGUUGUUAGUUCACCCACAAGACUGAGAAUAAAUUCUCAUCGUGGUAUUAUUUCACCUAGUGUUGUUGAGCAUACAGCACAUGUACAAGUAUCACAAGAUGAGGGUGCUGUUUUACUAUGUGUGGCCCAGGGUUGUCCAUCUCCUGAAUAUAGCUGGUAUACCCACAAUGGCCCUGGUCCCCUGCCUGUUCUAAGUGGUCCUCGCAUACGUUUACUGGGACCCAUAUUGGCCAUCGAGGCUGUGACUGGUGAAGAUUCGGGUGUCUAUAAAUGUACAGCUAGUAAUGUGGGUGGUGAGGCAAGUGCGGAGCUACGUCUGUCGGUGGCCACACCUAUACAAGUAGAAGUACAACCAAAUGUUCUUAGUGUCCAUAUGGGUGGCACCGCUGAGUUUCGUUGCAUGGUCACCAGUAAUGGCAGUCCGGUGGGUAUGCAAAAUAUAUUGUGGUACAAGGAUGGACGUCAAUUGCCAUCAUCUGGUCGGAUAGAAGACACUUUAAUUGUGCCACGAGUAAGUCGUGAGAAUCGUGGUAUGUAUCAGUGUGUGGUGCGACGACCAGAGGGAGAUACAUUUCAAGCAACAGCAGAAUUGCAAUUAGGAGAUGCCCCACCAGUUCUGCUUUAUAGUUUUAUUGAACAAACUUUACAGCCUGGUCCUGCUGUAAGUUUAAAAUGUUCAGCAGCCGGAAAUCCAACACCACAAAUUUCAUGGACACUGGACGGAUUUCCACUACCAUCAAACGGAAGGUCAUUUGCAAAUGGAAUUUGUUUUUCUCUGUUCUCUUUUUUUGGUAUUAUUACAGUUCCCCCUAUUAUAGAACCAUUUGCCUUUCAAGAUGGUUUAGCCGAAGGUAUGCGCACUCGCACCGUUUGUGGUGUAUCAAGUGGUGAUGCCCCUCUCAAAUUGUGGUGGCUCAAAGAUGGUGAGACAUUGCCAGAUCUAUUGGGGGCCAAUGUUACCAUGUUAGAUCAAUAUUCCUCGUUAUUAAGCAUACCUUCGCUAUCAGCUUCACAUUCUGGUGAAUAUACAUGUGUGGCCAAAAAUCCAGCAGCUGAAAUAAAAUAUACAGCCACAUUACAGGUCAAAGUGCCACCACGUUGGAUUGUGGAACCCAGCGAUGCCAGUGUUGAACGCAAUCGUCAUAUUAUGUUGCAUUGUCAGGCACAAGGUGUACCCACGCCCAGUAUUGUUUGGAAAAAGGCCACUGGAAGCAAAUCAGGUGAAUAUGAAGAGGUGCGUGAAAGACCAUUUACAAAAUUACUAUCAAAUGGUUCGCUGCUAUUGCAACAUGUCAAAGAGGAUCGUGAAGGUUUUUAUUUGUGUCAAGCCAACAAUGGUAUUGGUACUGGUAUCGGUAAAGUGAUUCAACUAAAAGUUAAUUGUAAAAUUUCAGUCAAGCAAGAAGCAACACCCGAUGGUGUAUCAGCAGAAUUACAAAUACGUUUAGUCGAUUCCACAGAUAGUGGUCCAUAUUUUUGUCGUGCCAGCAAUUUGUAUGGCAAUGAUCAGCAAUUGGUGCAGUUGCAAGUACAGGAGCCACCACAGCCACCGUCCGUGCUUGAAGCAGCUAUGAUAUCAAGUCGUUCCGUAAAUUUAAAGUGGCAGCCAAAAACCCAAAAUUCUGGAGAUGUAUCUAAGUAUAUAGUGGAGUACAAGGAAACGGAUGCUACUUCCUUUAUAGACCAAUGGCAGCACAUGGAGGUUAAGGAUCCUCCCAGUUACAAUGCUCUUAUAGAGAACCUUAAACCUGCUACACGUUAUGCAUUUCGUGUUAUAGCGGAGGGAACAGCGGGACGUAGUGCUCCUAGUCAGGAAUUGGUUAUACGUACAGAACCGCAGCGUCCUGCUGGUCCACCUUUAAAUCUUUCUGUACGUCCCUUGUCUUCCACAGAACUUUUAGUUAGUUGGGUGGCACCUUUGGCCGAACUAAGGCAUGGUGAUAUUCAGGGCUACAAUGUGGGCUAUAAAUUGGCUAGCACUGGUAAUACGGCCUACAAUUUUACUUCAGUUUCGGGUGAUGGCGAAGGCGGCAGUGGCGAAUUGUUGUUAACGGGCCUGCAAAGGUUUGCCCGUUAUAAUGUAGUUGUACAGGCUUUUAAUCAAGUUGGUCCUGGACCUUUGUCAGAGCCUGCUUCUGCACAAACUAUGGAGGAUGUUCCUAGUAGAUCUCCUGAAGAUAUACGUUGCGCUGCUUUAACCUCACAGUCUCUACAAGUUUCUUGGCAGCCUCCACCUAUUCACCAUACAAAUGGCAUUUUACAAGGCUAUAAGUUAAUUUUUGAACCUAUUCUUGACGAUUAUUCUCCCAACAAAGAUGAAGUAGAAUCACGUAAAACAACUGCUUUGACUACAGUCCUCACAGGCCUACGAAAGUACGCCAACUAUAGUAUACAGGUAUUAGCCCAUACUCGCAUGGGCGAUGGCGUACUUUCAAAUCCCGUUUACUGCCAUACCGAAGAAGACGCACCGGAAGCACCCGCCGAUAUAAAAGUAGUAGUAAGUUCACCACAAUCUUUAUAUGUCUCUUGGCUACCACCCACCGAACCAAAUGGGGUCAUUACCAAAUACAAUCUGUACACUAGAGUGGUCAAUGGACGCGAAGAGUUAAAUAACGAAAAGAGAAGUUUGCCUUCGCAGCAGGCGUAUUAUGAAGCCAAAAAUUUACAUCCUCACAUAGAAUAUCAAUAUUGGGUAACCGCUUCCACCCGAGUGGGAGAAGGUAAAAGUUCCAGAGUAGCUUCGCAAAUAACGACUAAUCGUGUACCUGCGCGUAUAGUUUCAUUUGGUGGACCCACAGUUAGACCUUGGCGUUCCACCGUAACAUUAUCCUGCACGGCAGUUGGCAAACCAAAACGUGAAUGGUUUAAAGCUGAUGUUCCCAUUAGACAAGGAGGUCUCCACAAUACCCAACUACUAGAUUCAGGAGAUUUAAUAAUUUCCAGCCUACAGGUUUCCGAUAGCGGCAACUACAGUUGUCAAGUUGACAACGGCAUUGGCACCGAUCGCCUUACACAUAUUCUUCUCGUACAAGUGCCUCCCUCUGCACCUGUUCUUUACGUGACCAGUGCUACUACCAGCAGUAUUUUAAUGCACUGGAAAUGUGGCUUCACAGGAAAUGCUCCAAUAACUGGCUAUACUUUAUACUAUAGACGAGCGAGUGGUAAUAUUGAGGAAAUGCUUUUAUCACGUCAUGCUUCUAGUCAUGAACUAAAAGGGUUAGUUUGUGGCAGCACCUAUCAAAUACAUUUAACAGCUCAUAAUAAAGUCGGCACAUCACCGACCAGCAUAACACUGCAUGUUAGAACUCAGGGACAAUCGCCGGGUGUGCCUUCGACAACAACAUUAAUUGCUCCUAAUUCAACUUCGGUAACGAUAAGACUGCACACGUGGCCAGAUAAUGGCUGUCCUAUGUUAUAUUUUGUUUUACAAUAUCGAUCGGUUACCGAUGGACCAGAACAUGAUUGGGUGUUGGUGUCAAAUGCCCUUAAACCACAACGACGUUUUACAAUAUCUGGUCUACAACCAUCCACACUCUAUCAAUUGCGCAUGGAGGCACACAAUGUGGCUGGUGUGUCACAGGCUGAAUUUACUUUUGUAACACUCACCAAAGAGGGUGAUCCCCCGCCGCCAGAGAUUGUUCAACGCGGACAACGCGGAUCGAAUGUAUUUUAUGGAAAUGUUAACCUAUUAAUACCCAGCAUUGCCACCGUAUCGGGAAUGAUUUGUACAAUUGCAUUGGUUUUUAUGUGCUACAGACACAAACAAGCUGGACGCAUACAAAAGGAAUCUUUGGAAAAUCGUCAAAAUUCAGAAGCGGCACAACGUGAACGUUAUUAUGCUACCAUUCACAAAGUUUCACUACAAAAUAAUGAUAAAAUACCAGAAACCUCAGAGGAUAUUUCACCAUAUGCUACGUUUCAACUAUCAGAAAGUGGAAAUAUGUCUCAACCACAUCAUGCUGGCCCAGCCAAUACACUGCUGCAUUCAUUUAUGUAUCAUGAACGUGCUUUAACGGAGGGUUGCUCAUCGACACCACCUGCUGCGUCUUCUAAAAAUCGACGUCGUCAUUCCCGCAAAACAGAGCCAGAAAGUGAAGAAUCUGAAUCGGAUCAAGAUCAAUUGACUUCAAGUCGGACAGAGUCAUCCAAUCAACAUGAGGGGAAAAUGAAGCACAGUAUCAUCUACCAUGGAGCACAAUCAAGCACAUCCUCUGAUCUAUCACCAAUGUCCGAACAAAAAUCAUUGCCACGUCGCGGUCGUUCAAGGUAUCAUCAUCAAUUAUAUCAGUUUUCCACCAACACAACACCGCGACAUCAUAACAAUAGCAAAAACUCGUCUAGUAAUAAUUCCAAUUCGAAUAAGAUACUUUCGCCACGCAGUGGUGUCGGUAAUUUAAAAUCCAUAUCGAGUACAUUUAAAUCACAAGAUUCCAUACAAUGUCACAUACCCACAUUGGUUAAGUCACCUUCCAUAACACAACAACAGCAACAACACCAAUUGCAGCAACACCAACAAAAACACCACAACCAACAACAGCAACAAUCAAACAUAAAUACAUCCAGUAGUUUUACCAGUAGCAAUAGUAGUAAAUUAUCACAACAACCCCUACUUGUCACACCCAAAAUUGCACCACACCCACAUUCCCAACAGCACAACACCGCAAACCUUAAUAAUGACCACCACUCAUCCGAACUGUUAGAUAGUAGUAGUUGUACUAACUCCUCCCUUGCAUCUGUAGCCCCCUCCCUGGCAUGCAUGCAGCCAUCAUCACAAUUUCGUCCCAUAGCUCAUAAGGCCGAUGAAGGUCUAUCGGGUGGUACUCUAUUAAAUCCAUCCACAGCACCUCUAUCGUCAAAAUUCUUUACGGCACCAACACUUUAUUGUUCCAACAACAGCAUUGACUUCAAUCAACAACAGCAACACAAAUACUUUCAUUGUGUAUAUAUAGAAAAACUAUGUACUACCCAAAUACUUGUCCAAUCUAUAUAUAUAAUUAGGCCUGGAGGUGCUAUACGCACCCUGCAUCCAUUGCAGCUACAAGCUGAAUGCAAUGUAAUUUCCAAUAGUGGAUUCCAUCAAAUACCCGUUGAUGUAGCGAUGCCUGCGGAACGUGCUGAACAAGUUGCACAGGUUGAGUGUGAUGUGGAAACGUUGAAAAAAUUGAAAUUAGGUCUAAGAUCAACACUCUGGUCACGUCCGGCCUCAACAACAUCACAUUUGUUACGUCAACAACAGCAGCAACAGCAAAGACCGCAAGAGAAUCGUCCCAUAUCUCAGCCACAAUUACAGCAACUUCAGCAGCAGCAGCAACAACAACAGCAGCAAUUGCAACCACAGCAACAACAACAAGUUGUACAUAAAAACCAACAGCAACAACCCUCAACAUCACCAUCGCCCUCAUCCGCAACAACAGCAACACAAAAACAACAACAACAGCAAUCACGACAACAUUCACCAGCACCCACACAAAAACUUUUAACUGAAAAAUCCGAUUAUUCCAUAUCGGUGUGAGAUAAAUAUUAAUAGAACCCAUUUAGUUAUUGUUGUUGUUAAAAUUUACAAUUUAAUAAAAAAACAACUUCCUCGAUACACAGAAAACAAUAAUUAAUUGAAAUUAAGAUGAAAUUAGUAAGAAAAACAUUUUAAUAUUAAUUAGACUGCAACUAAUGACAGCGUUUAGUAAACUAUUAUUCAUUGUUGUACAAAUAUUUACUUCCAACAAAUUCCUUUUAUUUGUGGUCUUUUCUAUGUUAAACAAGCACCGGUGUUGAUGGCAAUUUGUUAAAUUUUAUUAAAUUGUUUUAUUAGUUGAAACGUUAUGAAAGUAAGGAAAAUGAAAAGUAUUUGUGUAUGUGUUUUGUGUCAGUUUUUUUCUUGAGUAUUUCUGCCCAGUAGGAACGAAUAAGUGGUAUUGCUUAAAAAAUAUUGACCAAUUAUAUUUAACCAUCCAAAAAGGAGAAAUGUGUAACGGCGUUGAUUUCUCGGCAGCUCUUAACUGACUUCUGUUCUGAAAAGUUUGAUUUAUAAAUUCGUAAAAAAUACCCAGUUUAACCUCGUUUUCAAUUGACUUUGAGUUGUGGGUAGGGUCCAAUGUAGAACAGUUUUUACUAUAUGAAAGGGGCAUGUUUUGGACUACUUUUUACUCAAUAUAUUUAAACAGGUAAUGUAGUAUGCGGCUGAAUGUUUUCUGAUAGUUCUUCAGCCAGGCUUAAAAUCUUUGUUGAAUUUUAUUUCUCGCCAAUACUCGAUUUUUUAGUGAAAACGUCAAAGUGUCUUUUAAACCAUUAAACAAAAAUAAUGUUGAGUCCUUAAUAACUUAAUUAAAAAAAUAUAAAUUUGGGACUGUCAAAACUCCACUUAGUUUUUGCCCUACACCACUAUUGUGGUGUUAUAUUCCUAUCGCACAAAGAUAUUCAUCCUACAUCCACCUUAAAGCGGCUUAAAAUAGUAUGACUCGAUUUAGCCACGUCCGUCCGUCCAUCAGGAUGGCUGUCCAUCGAUAGCUUGUGUAGAAGGUACAAAAAUCAGGCAUGAAAGUUAUUCUUUAAAAACGCGAAAUUUGAUUUUGUUCAAACACAAUGAUAUAAUUUACAUAUAAUGUUUAGAUUUGGAAAUAACUAAUAUUUAAGCCCGAUACCAAGUGAUAUUUUUUGGUCAUUAUACCCUACACCACUAUAGUGUGCUGAUGUUUGUAACGCCCAAAAAUAUUGGUUCUAGACCCAUCUUUAAGUAUAACA